AGUUUUAUAAGUUUAGAAAUCAAUAUUUGGUGGAAUAACCUUGGUUUUUAAUAACAGUUUCCAUGCAUUUUGGCAGGUUCUCCUCCACCAGUCUUACACAUUGCUUAGUGUUCUAUUAUUGCUGUUCUAUUUGUGGGUCAGCAUAUCUGAGAUAAUGUUUAGUGAUAAGAUAUUGCUGCAGUGAGUUCAUUUAAAGCCUGCAUAGGUAAGAUAAAUGCCUAAUACAUUAUCUACACAGCCCUCAGGCCAAAUAUGGGAUAAGAGCAUUCUUUCUGACCGUAUUUAGUCAUGAGAUCCGCCUACUUCCUUUAUCUGCCCUGAUCCUCAUAAAACAUGAUCCAUAUAAACAUUUUUCAACAGGCUUGUCCUCAGUGUAGAGCUGCAGUACUCUAUAAAGGAAGACAAUCAGCUGGAGAGCUUGUUUUCCUGGUUGAGGAGAAAAAUGGACAUUUUCUCGUAUGUUUCCGUGACAUGGAGUCUGGUGGUGCUGGUGAUCACCCUCCUGUAUAUUUAUGGCGUUUGGCCGUAUGGGUUUUUUAAAAAGCUGGGGAUCCCGGGACCGAAGCCCUGGCCUUUCUUUGGAACCUUUCUUUCAUAUACAAAGGGCUUUUACAAAUUUGAUACAGAGUGUUACAAGAAAUAUGGAAAGGUUUGGGGGAUCUUUGAUGGAAGGUUGCCAAUUCUGAUGGUGUCAGAUUAUGAAAUGAUCAAAUCCAUCAUGGUGAAAGACUGUUAUUCUGUCUUUACUAACAGAAGGGAAACAAACAAGGAUUUGGCCGGACCUUUUGCAGAUGGAAUAUCUAUUGUAAAAGAUGAGAAAUGGAAGAGGAUCCGUGCUUCUGUCUCUCCGUUCUUCACAAGUGGAAAACUUAAAGAGAUUUUCCCAAUAGCUGAGAAACAUGGAGAUCGCUUCAUUGAGAGCCUGAAAAAGAGAAAUCCAGAGGAGGCGGUUAAAAUUAAAGAUGUUUUUGCUCCUUACUCGAUGGACGUGGUUGCCAGCGCCUCCUUUAGUGUUGAUAUGGAUUCUAUAAAUAACGCUAACGACCCUUUUGUCGUCCAUAUUAAGAAAUUUUUCAACUUUAGCUUCUUCAGUCCUAUUUUCCUGUUGCUGACUCUGUUUCCCUUCCUUGCUGGACUUUUGGGGAAAAUGGGAAUAACUCUUUUUUCAAAGUCAGACAUGGCGUUUUUCUACGGUGCUCUAAAGAAGUUAAAAGAGCAGAGUAAUAGAACUGAUAAUAAACGAGUGGAUUUUCUGAAGCUCAUGAUCCAGGGCCAGAUAUCUGAUGAGCAGGCUGAGAGCACCUCUGGUGAGCAACCAGUCAAAGGGUUGACUGAUCAUGAGAUCCUGUCCCAGUCCUUCAUUUUCAUACUGGGUGGUUAUGAGACCACCAGCACCACCCUCACUUUUCUGCUGUAUAAUCUCGCCACUAAUCCCGACUCCUUGGACAAACUGGUUGAAGAAAUCGACAAAACGUUUCCUCGUAAUGCUCCAGUUACAUAUGAUGCCCUGAUGAAGCUGGAGUAUCUGGAAAUGGUCAUCAAUGAGUCGAUGCGUCUCCUCCCCACCGCCCCCCGUCUGGAGAGGGUGUGUAAGAAGACCAUCGAGCUCAAUGGAAUCACCAUACCUAAAGACACGCUGGUCGCAAUCCCCACUUAUGUUAUGUACAGGGAUCCACAGCUGUGGGAAUCUCCAGAAGAGUUCAGGCCUGAGAGGUUUAGUCCCGAGAACAACAUCGACCCCUACCUGUUCAUGCCGUUCGGUCUCGGGCCGCGUAACUGUGUGGGAAUGAGGUUUGCUCAGAUGAUCAUGAAGCUGGUUGUGGUGAAGCUGCUGCAGAACUUCAGCGUAGAGACAUGCAAAGAGACACAGAUUCCCAUUCAGCUCUCCGCUUUCUUCCAGCCCACAGUUCCUGUUACUCUGAAGUUUAUACCAAGAGUUCACAAAGAGGAAUAACAGAAGAGUUCACUUUGAGCAGCCCAUUAUAGAGCAGAAGCUAUUUAAUGUUUUUAUUUUUAUAAUAGAAAAAGCAAGAAUGUGCUGAUGCAGAAACUGAGAAACUGGGACCUACCUGAAUCUGGAGGUGGCUCUUUACAUUUUGCCAGAAUGUCAUGAUGAGUGGAUUAAUAGAAAUGCUUCAAAAUUAUUUGGAAUAAAGUCUUUUUACAUAUUUUUCAUUGUCUUGUAAUCUUAAAUAAAUAAAAUGUAAAAUA
This is a messenger RNA of Astyanax mexicanus (Mexican tetra), 2211 nucleotides long. RefSeq names its product cytochrome P450 3A30-like. Lineage: Eukaryota; Metazoa; Chordata; Actinopteri; Characiformes; Acestrorhamphidae. The coding region runs from base 443 to 1954 and encodes 503 amino acids. Gene Ontology annotation, molecular function: iron ion binding; heme binding; oxidoreductase activity, acting on paired donors, with incorporation or reduction of molecular oxygen. The transcript has 13 exons. The record is from RefSeq and is a predicted model, not a curated record.